ACCUUUUAAAUGGGAGAAGGAAAAGAAUGGUGUUAUUUUUGCAACUUUUCCUGCUGAGCUCCCCUUACAAGAAAUACGGUAGGGAAGGAGGGCGGUGGAGGAGUGGGCGUGGCUUGGGCUUUUCCCCGCCCUUUUAACCCUUGCUAGGACAGAGCUGAGCAGGGCGUGGAGUUGAUUGAGCGGAUGGUGGGAAUCGGAUGGUGCUGUUUUGGCUGCUGAGAUGGAAAGAGGCAGGUAUAAAUAAAUAAAAUUCCAGGCCGCCACCCAAGAGAGGAGGAGUGGAAGCUCAUGACGGAGAAGUGGAUGAAGGCAAAGGAGGGAGAGAGAGGGAAUCGGAGACAGAGUUGCGAGCGGCAGACAAAUGAAAGGAGAAAAAAAGAAGAAACUUUCUGAGGAUUUCUGAGAACUGUGAGCAAACUUCCUGGAUAUAGCUGGGUCAGAGUGGCACCAGGCAAGAUCCAACUUGGAAAUCUCAGAGGAUAUACAGUUUUCUGCCUUUUGCUGCACUUGGCGCUGCCUUUCGGUGGAAGCAACAGACUAGGGCCACUACAAAAGCAGGAAGAGAGACGACGCGGGACGUUCCUGUGAGUCAACCGGAGCUGUGCAGGGCGGAAAAAGGCAGUUGGGAGUGUCUCCUUUGCAAAGAUGCCCAUUCUCAAGCAGUCCCCCGUUUCCCACUCCAAGAAGCGGCCCCGUCUGGACCGGGCCAUGAUCAGCGCCCCAUUGGGGGACUUUCGGCACACGAUGCACAUUGGCCGAGGCGGAGAUGCUUUUGGUGACACAUCGUUCCUCAGUAAUCACGGAGGAUCCAAAGCCAAUGGAUUGUCCUCAGAAGUGGCUGCAUCUCCUGGGACUCCAUCCAAUCCUGGAGAUGUUUCUGGGCCCAUCGAACUGCUGUCUUCCCCUGGGAGUGGGAAUGGCGUCUUUCAAAGCCCAGCAACGUCAACCCCAGAUGGAAGCUUUGUGGUCCUGCAGCAAUCUGGGACGGAAGAGUGGCAGCCCCGGAAAUCCCCCAAUGGGGACCUACAGUUCUCCUUGGAGAGCCCCACAUUGGAACAUGCUGAAUCUCUUCUCUCUUUCCAGUUGGACUUGGGGCCUUCCAUCUUGGACGAUGUGUUGGGAGUGAUGGAUAAAGACUGGGACAGUCUCAAAGGGGAGGAAGAGGAACCAUUACGUGCUGAAAGCUCUAGCCCAGUGGGUUCAAAUCAUGGUGCAGCAAGAGAAGAGGAAGAGGAGGAGGAAGAAGAAGAAGAGGAGGAGGAGGAAGAAGACGAAGAUGAAGGGCAAGGCUACAGUUUUGAGGAUGAGCAGGAUGAAGAGAUUGGACUAUAGGAUGCUUUGCCUUUGGGAUAGUCCUACCCCUGUGUGCCCAUAUGACUUGGCUUUUCUUCUGCAGAGUUUCUGAGCAUCUCUCAGAUCUGUCAACCUUUGGUAGUAUACAGCCCAAACCUGGCCUGAAAAUGACUACAGGUUGACGCGAUCCUUCUUUGUGCCCUUCUAAGAAGCUUUGUAGCAUUCAAAUCUCUCAUAGUUGAGUUCAAGUGGAAAAUGGACUAAGGCAACCAUGAUUCUCACUGUUCUCUUCCCGAUGCACAAAAAGAUUGUGCAUCAGUUUCAGUUUGUUUGGACUUUCUUUUUUUCCCCAAAAGGGAAAUAAACUUGGCCUGUUAUCCCUGUGAUUUGUCCCACAUUGGAAACUUGUUGGGCUUGAUGCGCAGUCCUCGGUCACAGGAUGCAAUAUGGCAUACUAUCGUUGAAAAACUGGGUGGCAGUACAUAGCCACCUCUCCCUUCCCUUCAAUUUAUUAUAUUCCCCACAAUUUAUUAUAUUCGCUCCAAGACUUGGGACAUCCUUUGAUGUACUAAAGAAUAAACUGGGUAUUUCCAUAACUCUCAUCUGGAAUCUGUAAAUGGCACAUCAUAGAUGCCGUUAGAAAACUCAUGACAUCUUCCGCAUCUUUGUGGUUGAUUCAUUUUCACUCAACCUAAUUGUGGCUCGCUAUUUGACUCUGGGUUUUUUUUUUCUGUCCAACCUUGGAACUGUUUUUGUUAUGCAGAUAGAAGGACAAUUGAGCUGGUAAAUCAUUUUUCCCCUAUUGAUCUUUGUGGGGACAAAUGGUACACUUGUUCAAAACGAACAGAGCAGAAUGGGUUAAAAAUGAACAGAGAAGAAUAUAUAGACAUUUUGGUGUUUUGUCGGUCUCAAGCAAUUUCUCUAGAAAAUUCUGACUUUUUGUGUUCCUGCCCAUCUUUAAAUAUAUCUGAAUAUUUAUCCAUGUCUAGCCAGCCUUCUAUCUAUUUACCUGUUCACAAUUCUCUUUCCAUCUCUUCAUGUAUCCAUGUGUUCUUAUGUGUUUCUAGAUAUCAAUUCACUGGUGGUAUUAUUUUGGUUUUCUCUCUGUAUCCCACACUGGUUGCUCUUUGCAUUGCAGGGUUGGACUCUUGCUUUGGGACUCCAGCUCCAGUCGGGUGUACGACUGGAGGAGGAAGGCGUUGAAUGGUUUCAGAGAGGUCAGUUGAAGAAAGCGCCUUUCUGUUUGGAGAUAUGUGUGAGAGAGGAAAAUCUUGCAUAUCUUCUCAAGGAGCCAGGCUAGCGAAGAAGGACAGAAUGAGCUAAUGAAGGAAAGAUAUUUUGGGGCAUAAUGUGAAUUGACUGUUGAGCGGAAUUGUACAUAGCUACGCAACUGGUCAACUAUGAUGAGUGUAACAAUUACACACAAGUUUUGUACAUUGUUAAGAGGCUUCCCCCUAUUUUUGUCAUAACAUCAAUAUACGUUUUAUAAAAAACUGACAAAAAUAUGCUUGAACAAACUGGUCACCCAUCUCCCUUGUUUCUGCUAGUAACCUUUUUUUGGGUGCAGACUUACAGUGGGCAAAACUGGGAAUGCUCAGGUGGAGCAAACAUUCCUCUUUUUUGUUUUCCUUUGAAGCUGCGUUGAGGUCUGGGGUACAGGGUUUGCAUCGACAGACUGCAUCUCCAUCAAACAUGAACUGGACAGCCUUCCAAAUAAGCUGCUUUUAAGCUGGAUACAAUUAGUGAGCUAGGAAUGGUGAUAACUGGAGGGGAAUUGACUUGCUGAUACUAGCUGACAGACCUUUCCUUUUGAACCCUGUGAUCUGAGGACCCUAUUCAUCAACAUGACUGCUGGUCCUUUGGCCUUUCAUUUCUUCCCUGCUCUGGUUGAAAUGGCAUUCCAUUGAAAGCAUCCUCACCUCUGUAAGCUGGAUGUUGUUGGUUGAUUUUUCAAGAAAACUUUGGCUACUACCUGUGUGUCUGCACAUCAUCAGAAAGUAAUGGUAAACAGUUGGAAAAUUAACUAGCCAGUUCACCAAAUCAUUGCUGUCUUUCUCAUUUCUUCGUGCUUUCACCGCUGCUUUCUCUCAGUGGUUCUCAACCUGUAGAUCCCCAGAUGUUUUGGCCUUCAACUCCCAGAAAUCCUAACAGCUGGUAAACAGGCUGGGAUUUCUGGGAGUUGUUGGCCAAAACACCUGGGGACCCAGAGGUUGAGAACCACUGCUCUAUGAGUUGGUUUAAUUACUACACUUCUGUUACUAUGUGAUGUCCAACCAUUAUAGCAUAGCAGAGGUCACCACACCCUAUACCCCUUUGGUUGUUCCCAACUUGAACAGACCUUUUGAAUCAAUGGGGGUUUACAUAAGCCUGGACUCACAAAUCAACAGCUGAUUUAAUGGGUUUCAAUGGAGGGGGAAAUCUAGUUAGGCUCUUUAAAGGGGAAGGCACUUUCAGCAUCGAAAAAGAGUGGUUUUGAGCUCUUUCAAUGGGCUUUAAUCCAUGUAAUUUGUUUUUUUUUAUCUUCCUUUUUGGUAUUUACUCCAAAUUUGAUCAUUGAAACUGGAAAAAAAUGCAAUUGUAACAUAUGUAACCUUAUAUGAAGGUUUUUAACAGCUGGCAUUGCUCAGAUGGGGAAUCCCACUACCUGCUUUUGCUAUAAAAUAUAUACUAGGCAAAAUGUACUAGUUUGAUGUCUUCUGUGUGAUGUAACAGCCAAUGCUGCCAUUAGCAUUUACUUGUAAUAUGGCACAGGGCAUUUCCUUCUACUUGUGCUCCUCAUCUCUUGCAAGUGAAAAGGUGAUUUUUGGAAGUGAAUUUGGAGAGCCCACUGUGCUGAUACAAUACAGUGGCAAACUUAGGAGGCGACAGUAACAAUCCCUGGUUGUUUCCCCUUUGAGUUGCUGUGAGUUUUCUGGGCUGUAUGACCAUAUUGCAGAAGCAUUCUCUCCUGACGUUUAACUCACAUCUGUGGCAGGCAUCCUCAGGGGUCGUGUGGCAAAUUUGGCCCCUCGAAGUGUUUUGGACUAAAAACCUCACAAUCUCUGAGGAUGCCUUCUAUUGAUAUGGGUGAAACAUCAGGAGAGAAUGCUUCUGGAACAUGGCCAUACAGCCUGGAAAGUUCACACAACUCAGUGAUUCUGGCCAUGGAAGCCUUCAGGAACACAUUGUUUCCCCUUUGUGGCCAGAAAAGGUUGUGUGCCCUGUGUGGUCUCUCCCAUUUCCCCAAACUCACUACACUGGUAGUGGAAGGUGCCUGUAUCCCAUUGAAUAUUGGGAAUUUGUUUAUCUUUGUACCUCAAUUAGGUCUCCAACUUGUCCUCACCUCAGAGACAGAAAUACAUCAGGUUAGACCUGGGAAGGGUAGUUUUCCAUAAUGUGCCCCAGUUUUAAUUCAUACACCUUUUAGUAGAUAAUUUUGUUAUCCUGUGUAAUGGGAAAGCUUUCGUUUUCAUUUAAUUUUAAUGUAUUGACCUAUUGUUAGUCCUGAUUCGAGUACACUCAUUUAAUUAGUUGGAUUUGUAUUCCUGUUGGCUCACUGCAGGACCUUCGUAAGAGAGUUGAUAGGACAAGAGGGUCCUCUGCUAUCUGGGAACGGAAGAGGAACUUAAAUGUAUAAGACAGGUUAAAGAGGCCAUUUUGGGUGUCCAGGAAGAGAUGGGAUCAAGAGAGAAAGGUUAAAUCUCUAUAACAGUGGUCCUCAACCUGUGGGUCCCCAGGUGUUUUAGUUUACCAGAUGUUAAGAUUUCUGGGAGUUGAAGGCCAAAACAUCUGGGGACCCACAGGGUUGAGAACCACUACUCUAGAAUAUUGGCGAUCUUCUCAGUAGCUGUUCUAGGGGGAGUAAAGGGCCUUCAGCAAUUCCCACGUACCCAACAUUAUUUUUAGUUGAAUUAUAUUUCCACUGUAGCCUUCUAAACAAGUAGUUAUGGGACUCUUACAAAAAUAGAUAGCAGGGACAAGCAGGUCCCUUGUAAACUGAGCCAUGUUGGUCUUGAUCUACAACUUGAGCCUGCUUCAACUAAGGAUUUAGCUGCUAUCUCAGUGCAAAGAUGGUUCUAGACCAUUGGUCUUCAAAAGAAUGGACAGAAAGUAGAAAGAUGGUGAUCAGUGAUUCCCAACUUUUGGGCCUCCAGGUGUUUUGGACUUCAGCUCUCACAGUUUCUAAUAGUCAGCAAGCUGGCUGGGAUUUCUGGGAGUUGAAAUCCAAAACACCUGGAGGCCCAAAGGUUGGGAACCACUGAUAGUGAGGAAUGAAGGAGAGAAUGAAGGGAGGAGAAAGAGAGGCAGAGUGAAGGUCAUAUCUACACUGCAUCAGUUGGAAAGAUUCCAGGAUAGUUUUAACUUCAAUGGUCCUUCCCUGUUAGGAACUGUGUCUAGACCAGGCAUGAGCAAACGUGAUCCCUCCAGGUGUUUUGGACUUCAACUCCCACCAUUCCUAACAGCCUCAGGCCCUUUUCUUUUCUCCCUCAGCCGCUUAAGCUGAGGAAGGGGCCUGAGACUGUUAGGAAUGGUGGGAGUUGGAAGUCCAAAACAUCUGGAUAGCCCAAGUUUGCUCAUGCGUGGUCUAGACAAUCUUUGUCAGACAGCUGUUACCCAUGUCUAUUUGGGUAUGAGACCAUUAUGCCUGUUCAGCUUUGCUCCAGAGACAAAUUGGAGUGAGGUCAUGGAUAUCCCAAACAUUGCUUUUCUCAUAGGUUAGGUCUACUGGUGGCUCCCUGAGUCUGAGAAGUAUCAACAUUAUAGCUCUCCAAGAAUACUCCUUUGAUUUCAUUUUAUAUAGGGACUGCUGGGAUCCUUGUGGUUUUGCAGAAAGGAGUGGUAAGGAAAUGGGUAGUGAAGUCAAGCUUUGUCUUUAAAAAGUGUUUUCCUAUUUUAUGGCCUAACUUAUAAUAUAACCUCAAAUUUAUCCUUCUGCCUUUGUUUAUCUGUUUUUGAAUGUGAAAAAUGGUUUCCUGUAGGGAUUGUGUGGGUCUCGGGUGCUGUUCCAAGCGAUGCCAAGCAUUCAGCUGCAAAGUGACAGCCUCCGACUGCAAAAAAGAUCAGGGCAGGGCUCUGUUUUCCAUUCAUUCCCCUGAGGAGAAGGUAAACUCAGCCUCCUUUAUUCACCUUCCAGCUUUAUGCCUGAAGCUUACAUGUUAGAUCCCCGUGAACAAAUGCAGCAGCAAGGCGGUUCUCUUAUGUACAUUUAUUCUUUUGUAAUAGCCCACUUUAUGGAUUCCUGUGUAAGGAAAUGUCUAUAUAGCCCUCCCUUGCCUACAUCAUGUUAAUUUUCAUCCCUGCUAGCACAAUGUUUGUACAGUGACCAAAAAAGUGUUUGAUAUCUCUUGUAAUUAAAAACCAAUUAGUUUCGGA
Molecule: messenger RNA, 6645 nt
Organism: Anolis sagrei ordinatus
Lineage: Eukaryota; Metazoa; Chordata; Lepidosauria; Squamata; Anolidae
Gene: CDC42EP5
Product: CDC42 effector protein 5
Biological process (GO): positive regulation of pseudopodium assembly; regulation of cell shape; positive regulation of actin filament polymerization
Cellular component (GO): membrane; cytoplasm
Molecular function (GO): small GTPase binding
Source: RefSeq, a predicted model, not a curated record